GAAAUACAUGGUAAAACACUCAACCAGAAUGGGUUACCAAAAGUUGGAGAAAAAUAUCCUGUUACGCCGUUUAGGAUAACAAGCCUCACCAUUGACUAUGUAUUAAAAUGUACAGGGUCAAACGUACAAUUCUUACAACUCACUAAUUUGACAUUUCCCGUCGAAUUCACUUGCAAUGGCUACCAAUCACUUGAACAUGGGAUGGCAUAUGAUAUCGUGGUAGAUAAUAAAGUGGAACAGUUGACAUUCAACAAAAUUGACGUAUAUUUAUCAUAUUUGAAUGGUAAUUUUGAUGAGAUAAACACGGGCACAGUUACCAGUGGCCGGUGCGCCGGCGAUACUCUUUUCCUGUCCAACGCCUUUGUGGCCGACGAUCAGGACGGGUGCGCCGGAGCCAAAGGCGUGGCCGCACUUACCGCCCGCUAUAUUGAGGCCCGACUAACCGGACCCAAGUGCGGCACCACUAUUUGUACAAUGGAGAGUGGCCAUGUUACAUUGAACCCACCAGUUCGUAAUAAUUGA
Medioppia subpectinata is the source of this 522-nucleotide messenger RNA. NCBI's taxonomy places the organism in Eukaryota, Metazoa, Arthropoda, Arachnida, Sarcoptiformes, Oppiidae. The record is from the annotation of a GenBank genome assembly.